Messenger RNA from Odontomachus brunneus, 6319 nucleotides. RefSeq names its product cilia- and flagella-associated protein 43-like. Gene Ontology annotation, cellular component: axoneme. The coding region runs from base 91 to 4884 and encodes 1597 amino acids. The transcript has 17 exons. Gene Ontology annotation, molecular function: protein binding. The record is from RefSeq and is a predicted model, not a curated record. Lineage: Eukaryota; Metazoa; Arthropoda; Insecta; Hymenoptera; Formicidae. Gene Ontology annotation, biological process: cilium assembly.
AACAGAAGUAAAACUUGAAUCGCGAUAGUGUGAACAAUACACGAGGAAUUCCCGUUGAAAAUACGUUUGCAAAUUGGAAAACGCAACGAAAUGAAUUUUACGAUCAGCGAGACAAAGUGGGUGAAAUUCGGGAAAUCUCACGACUUCGUCUUCGUUGGAAAAGAGACUGUUGCGACAGCCUCCGGCAUUUAUGUAAGCUUUUUGGAUCUGAAUACGAGAGAAAGGCGGAUCGAGCGUUUCGACUGUGAGGAAAGGGGCGAUGGCGCGUCUUGUUUGGCUGGACAUCCGGUAGUUUCUAUGUUUUCCAUAGUCGAGAGAAAACCGAAUCCCAAGAUCUCGAUAUUCAUGUACCCGACACUACAAAGGAUUUCCAGAUGUGUGCUGCCUGACAAAAUAAAUGGUUAUUUAUCCUGUUGCUUUGCUGGUACAGAAUAUCUGGCGAGUCUAACGAGUUUCCCGGAUUUCCGAAUAAUCGUGUGGCUCUGGAAAACAGGCAAACAUGUUGCGGCGCUUGAUACGAAGAUAGACAGCCUCACUCAAGAAAUUUCCUGCUCCCCGAAUCCACCGCAUUUCAUAUCGCAACUUGAGGCAGCCGAUGGCUCACUUUCGAUCUACCAGGUGCGCACGUGCUCGAAAAUCGUGAGUAUACAUCACGUGAACGUGCCGUACCCGGAACACAGAGUCGUGUCUUCGUCUUGGACUCCGGAAGGAAACCUAUUCAUCUGCGACGAGUUCGGCAACGUGUGGCUCAUGGCGAUAGACGCCAAUAAAUUAUACUCGGUAGUAAAAUUAGAGGCAUGCAUACCACCGAAGAACAAACCAAUUGUCGUCGCUUAUAAGGGCGGCGUGAUACUUGUGAAUGCCAACAAUGAAAUAACAUUUUACAAGAAGUCGUCAACCAACUGGAACGUAUCGUGGCAAUUCGUCUGGUCAAUUUCGACGGCCUACCAUUCCAUUCGUGUGGCGAAACGACACAGCUGUAAAGAUGGGCUUCUGUUCCACUCCAAAAGCGGAGAAAUUUUUGAGAUCAGCAUACAGCAUGACAACGUACCUCGCAUAGAAGUUAUUUAUACAGACGAUAUAGAAUACAAAGCACUGCUUUCUAUCUCUCAACGAGCGGAUCACGUCGCGGCGGUAGACCGGUUGGAUCGUCUUUGCAUUUUCGAGUUAUUGAGCGGCAAACUAACAGCAAGAUUAUCUUUAAAACAUCACGGUGAAGUUCUUCGUAUAGAUUCACAUCCUAAUCUGCCGAUGAUUGUGUCGUGCAACGUUGUUGGCAGCUGCAUUUUCAUCGACGUCACGAAUGUCUCAUCGCCCAAAAUUUUCAACUGUUUUCAUCUUCACAGAGACUUCUUGGACAAGAUGAAAUUCUCACGCUGCGGCGAGCUUUUGGCACUCGGCAAUUCUCAUGCUGGCAAUGUUUUCAUCGUUGCUAAACCGCUCAAGCAAAAAUGUAUGGACGUUGUCGGACAUUUAGAAAUUGGUGUAUAUAUAGCUGAUUUUCUGUUGUACAAAAGGAACGACGAUUGCUUCAAAAUCUUAAUCCUCGCAACUGCAAAUCCUUCUGUAACUUCGGUCGGCGGCGACAAAGUAAUCGUGUAUACCUGUGAGAUCUCCUGCAAUUUUUGCGCGUGUGCCACAUGUGUGAUAGACCUGUCGAGACCUUUUCAAACGCUGUAUCAUAGAUCACACAAGUCCCUGAGCAUAUUAGGUGUACCCUCUUUAUCCAAACAAUUGUAUCAAAUAGAAAUACAAAACAAUUUUCAAGAUAUUACUCUUACGAAAACGCUCUUCUCGGUGCAUCAGCUAAGGAACAUCGGAAUACACGUGACGGAUUCUCGCAUCAUAACGUAUGGAUAUGACGGCUUGAUCGUGAUUAGAGACGGCGCAGAACUUGGAAGAGUGUUUGCGAUUUUUAUGCCGCAUCAUCGGAGCAAAGGCGGAAUUAAGUCCGUAGUUUGUUCACGUUUUGGCGAAAUGAAUCGUCGAAAUGAAUCAGAAAUAAUCGUUUCCCUUGGUAGAAACGGCGACUUAGUUGCCAGCCGAGUCCGCUUGCCCGAAACAAGAGCAAACUUGGUAGAAACCGAGGCUGCAAGCACACAUUUGUCUAUUGAAGACUUCUCUUACGGCCCAAGCGAAAUCCUUGAAGGGGAAACCUGGUUGGACAGUGUAAUCGCCGCUAAACUGAAAGCCGAGUACAAGGAAGCUUUAUCUGUGCGAGCUUCGAUAAUGGUUGACUUGAAGAAGAUCAAGAAUCAGAUACGUGAGCUUCUCGACAUAAACGAGAGCAAGCUACCAGACGUCCGGCUGCCUAUCUCGACUUUCGACUUGGAUCGCCAGUUUCGACAGCAGAAGAUAGAAGAGGCGCGACUGAAACGACACGAGUUGCAUCGAAGUCUCGAGAAAGAGUGCGCUCAACGAGAUCAGGUGGUGUCAUAUCUGCGCGAAAUAUUUUGGACGCCGCUGCAGGUGAAGCCGUGCGCUCUCAGAUCUAUUGCUGGUGAUAUGAAAAUCCAUAAUUAUCCUCUCGUCGCGUCAAACCGAAAGAUGAACGACUUUAAAGUAUGGGACAGGUUGUCUUCGGACGCCGACGAAUUUCUAUACAGUUACGAGUUAUAUAACGGGACAGUAGACGAUGAAGGUGAUUCAAGACGAACAUCAUUAACGAGUUAUUUCGAUGACGCAUCUUCAGCGACUAACAACGAAACGAAAGAAGUAGACGAGAUGGCUAAGACGUGGUACACGUCGGCGGACGAAGUUGAAAAGUCGCGAAUAUCGGGUGUCACGACUCAUAAGUGGAUCAGGGAUGAAAGUAUAAUUUUAACGCAUCAGCUGUUAAUUCCGUGUAACAGUAAUCUGGAGACUAUCUUGGAAAACGACAUCAUCAUCGAAAAUCGAGAGCGUAAAUUAAAGAUGUAUUUUAACAAUCUCUUUGAGGAAAUGAGACGCUCAAAGGAAUACGAACUGGAGCGCGCAAAGAAGCGUAUCGAAAGACUUCGAUAUUGCGCUGCUGAGUUGAAGAGGAUGUUUAGGAUCGAUUUCUCCCUAAAACCGAUCGAGAUGCCGACCUGGAAUGUCGAUGAGAUACCCGAUUACGUAGUCACCGUAGAAGAUCGCGAAAUAUUUGAGAAACGAUUGCAACGAGGAGAGUUCGCACUCGGGAUAGUUCACGAAGACCGAGAAGAUGAAAGGGAAGGCGAAAAAAGUAACGAUUUCCAUCUGAAAGCUCUCGAUAAAAUGAUGGAUGGUGUGUUGGAACUUAGAUGGGAAGACGAGGUGAAAAAGGAGAUACCUGUCCCAAAAUGCCUAAUUUUGAAGCACCUUUUAAAACGUAUCGUCAAAGAUAUGGUAAUUAUUGCGGUGUAUAAGUUCAAAGUGCAAGUGCUGACAAAGAAACGAGAGAAAUAUAAAGCGAUGCUGCAGACUGAAAUUUCAGAAACGGAAGAAGCCUUGCGAAGAGACAUCUCAGCGUUCAACGACAAGUUGAAGGAUUUUGAAUUAAAGAAGAUACAGAUAGAAUGCUCGAUCUUCCAGGAGAGAUCGAUUAGGCUGCGAGCGAUUCGAAAGCAUCGAACCAAAGCCGAUAACAGGCAGGAGAUUGUGCGUUUCAUAGACGAGCAACUGACCCCUGCGACACGAGAGGCACACGAACUCGCCGAAGAAUGCAGUUCGCUCGAAACAGUCGUGUCGGAGUUGAAAGUUCGAUACGAUAAUCUCUGCAAGGCUGAGAAGCGUCAGGAAGCCAAGUUCCGCGGCGAAUUCGUGGAGCUGAAGCAGCCGAUGGUGGAACACUUGCUCAGACACUAUAAGAAGCGACCUAGGCUUGGUCGGCUCACUUCCACGUCCGUCACGUAUCUGACGGAGGUGGCCAGGUGUAUCGUGAGCGGCGACAAGUCCGAAAUCUUGCCGCGCGAGUGCCUGGACUUCCUCAGGGCCAUGGACGCGUUGGACACGAUGCCGGGCAACUUACCGCCGCAGAUUAACGUCAGUCAUUGGAGAAUGAUGUGUAAGCUGAGAAGAGCGAAGGUCGAGCUGGAAACGAAGGUGAGAUGCUGCGCGGUGGAGAUGGCUGAGGCGGAGCAGACGUUGUCGUUUUAUCAGAAAGCGAUGCAAUCGGCUGAUAACGUUGUGGCAUGCAAGAGGGUCAACCUGGACGACAUGGAGCAAGCCUCGACGCGACUCGCAGAGGAGAUGGAGGUGCAACUUGUCCUGAAGACGGGUCAGAUCGAGGUCCCGUUGCAAGGCUGUCCUGCAGACUACGUAAAUGCCGUUCUCGUGACCCGCGAGGAACUUUUACGUGUCAACGAUUGCAUAGUCGAAACCGGAAAACGGAAGCUGGCGGCGAUGCACAGAUCCAUACAUUCGCGAAAGGUCGUGUCGCAACACGAGUGGCAGCACGCUUGCGCCAAAAUGCUGUUGGAUGAUCUGCAGCAAGAGCUGAAAGACGUUCGACAAUUCAAGAUUACAAGAAACGUGCUCGAACACUUGACCAGUGAUCUACGCAGCAUAAAUCUGGAGGAAGAUUAUGAGAAGAUGCGAGCCAAUUUGCGAUUGUUUCAAAACAAAUUUCGUGGCCUGUUGGAAUUGGAACAAGUGUAUUUGAGAGAAGCGAGGCUGCUGUCGGCCAAGUGGAGGAGGAAAAACAACAGAAUGUCGCAGGAAAUCAAAUCGAAGUCGUCGGAUGUCGAGGAGUGCCGUAAGAUGCUGAAGGAUCCGUGUCGCGAGAAAGACGAAAAAUCUCGAAGGAUGAGACUGGCGAUGAUAGCGAGACGUACCAGACUUAUUAUGAAAGUCGAGGAUAAUUACGAACAGUUGCUGAUCCUACACGCUCGUUUGGAAGUCUUGAAGUUGCGAACUUAUCCGACCCUGAGAUGCAAAACUUAAAUUUAUGCGUUACCUCGGCAAAAGAUAUUUUGCGGUUGUUGAAAAAUAUCGAUGCUACAUCUUUUUUCUUUUAUUUGUGCUAUUUAUACAUUCGAAGAGCGGAGAAUACAUGCAUAUGCAAGGAGAAGGAAGAGAGAUGAGCAUUAGGUGCAUCGAACGCAUUCUUAAUCAGUUGCGUAAGUGUGCCGCAACGAUUAUCUUCACAUGUUGCAUCUGUCAUGAAUAUUUUUAUCUCGACCUUGAUCUUGUGCUAAAAAUCACGUGCUAGUUUUAGAGGAAAAUUACUGCUUCCAAGAAAGAAAUGAGGAAAGCGUUGUUGGUAAAUUAUCGCAACGCGAGGUAUAUCUCAUAAAACAAGUAAUAUGCUUUUCGGUCACUUGGAAACAAGAACAUGAUCAUUUUCAAAAAUAUGAAAAACAUUAAAAUUCCAAAAGUGACGACUUAAUCCAAAUUUAGCUUAAUCGCAGCUUCUCAGACACAACAAUCUUGGUCUAAAAAAGAAUUACUGUUUCGUACCACUCUUUAUUAAUAACAAUUAUAUCAAUGAAAAUCACUUGUUCAAUAAGUAAAGUAAGAAACUGAACGCGACAUUUGGCAAAGAGUAUUAACUUGUCUCUCGAGAUAAAACUACUUUUUUUAAUUUGUUUUUUAUAUGUGCAUAACAACUAUACGUUUCGAAGCACGCAACAUAACAACAUUAUCGAGCAUUUCUGAUAUCGUUUAUAGCGAGCGCGGAGAUUACACACUUAUCAGUUGUUUUGUAACGAUAAACAUAAGCGUGUAUUUGCGUUAUGUAUGGACCAUUUAAUCCAAUUUGGCAUCUAUCUAUCAUGAGAGGAAAACGGAGAGAGUUGUGGAAUAGGCGCGAUGUGACCUCACGUGUACACGGGGGAAUUACCCGCCGAUAGUUUCCUCGAUGUGAACAAAGAUCUCGUAUGUUUCUUUCCGUUGUUGCGAUGCAAAUUAACACACAGACAGCGGCGCGCGUACGCGCACUUGCGUGCAUGUCGCGUUCGAGGAGCAGCCGUGAAGGACACGAAUUUGACAAACAGAGGCUGAGAACGCGCGUCUGUGUUGAAACCAGCAAACGUACCGGACGAAGUGGACAGCAGAGCAAGUGAAAAAGAAUUGCCUCAAGGAUUUCCCUCGACGACGUUAUGAGAGACAGACCGGAGCAAGGAACCCAUCCUGGAAAGUUACCGAGAAUUUUACCGACUGCAGCGGUACCACGUCCGAUGAUGAUUUUAACAUUUAUCUUCUCGUAUAAACGAGAUGUCCCGUAAUAUUUUGCAAAUAGAAAAAUGAUCUUUGUCGAAAACCAAAAGUAUUCUCUCUCUCUCUCUCUCUCUCUCUAUCUCUCUAUCUCCUCUUCCUCUUUCUUUUUUGGUCAAAAGAUGAAAACUCAAUUAGACAUUAUUCUCUCUGAUGACAUAUG